Zonotrichia leucophrys gambelii is the source of this 3045-nucleotide messenger RNA. RefSeq names its product protein phosphatase, Mg2+/Mn2+ dependent 1J (gene PPM1J). Lineage: Eukaryota; Metazoa; Chordata; Aves; Passeriformes; Passerellidae. Gene Ontology annotation, molecular function: protein serine/threonine phosphatase activity. The coding region runs from base 55 to 1533 and encodes 492 amino acids. The transcript is spliced from 10 exons. Gene Ontology annotation, biological process: protein dephosphorylation. The record is from RefSeq and is a predicted model, not a curated record.
CGGCCCGGCUCCACUCGGCUCGGCUCGGCUCCGCUCGGCUCGGCCCGGCGCGGGAUGCUGCUGCGGGUGCGCGCUGCCGUGGCGCAGCUGGCGGCGGGGCUGGGCGCGGGGCCGGGCGCGCAGCCCCCCGCAGAAGGCCGGGGCGGCGGGGCCGGGGCCGGGCGCGGAUCGCCGCCGCCAGCCGCGUUCUGCCGGCCGGCCUUCCUGCAGCUGACUCCCGAGGAGCUGCGCCGCGCCGACGACCACACGGGGCGGGCGGUGCAGAGCCCCCGCGACGGGCGCCGCCGGCUGCCCUGGAGCACGGGAUACGCAGAGGUGAUAAACGCAGGGAAGAGCCAGCACAAUGAGGACCAGGCGUGCUGUGAGGUGGUGUUUGUGGAGCAGAGGCCCAGCCCGAGGGGCUGCCUGUCAUCCAGGGAAGGCAGCCGGGAGCUGGAUGGGGGCAGGAAAGGUUUUUAUUUCCACUACUGGGCGUUGUUUGAUGGCCAUGCAGGCAGCGGUGCUGCUGUCAUGGCAUCGGAGAGGCUCCACCUGCACAUCUGUGAGCAGCUCCGGGAGCUCGUGGAGAUCCUGCAGGACCCCUCCCCACCUCCCAUCUGCCUCCCACAUGACACACAGAGCGGUUCUGCAGACACAAACCAGAUGUCCAAUGCAGAGGACUGUGGGGAGGUCCCCAGCGAUGCUGUGCCACGGUUUCACCUGGAGAAAGCAGUGUCCCAUGAGAGCCUGGUGAUCGGUGCCAUCGAGAAUGCCUUCAAGCACAUGGACGAGCAGAUCGAGCGGGAGCGCGCGUCCCAGCACCUGCCUGGGGGCUGCUGUGCCCUGGCUGCCAUCUACCUCAUGGGCAAGUUCUACGUGGCCAACGCUGGUGACAGCAGGGCCAUUAUCAUCCGUAAUGGGGAAAUCAUUCCAAUGUCCAGGGAGUUUACUCCAGAGACAGAGAGGCAGAGGCUGCAGUUUUUAGCACUGCUGAGGCCCGAGCUGCUGGGGAAGGAGUUCACCCACCUGGAGUUCCCUCGCAGGAUCCAGCCCAAGGAGCUGGGGAAGAAGAUGCUCUACAGGGACCAGAACAUGAAUGGCUGGGCUUACAAAAAGAUAGAAGAGGAUGACCUGAAGUUUCCACUUAUCUUUGGGGAAGGCAAAAAGGCUCGGAUGAUGGCCACGAUUGGGGUCACGAGAGGCCUGGGAGACCACGACCUCAAGGUGUUCAGCUCCAACAUCCACAUCAAGCCUUUCCUGUCCUGCUUCCCAGAGGUCAGAGUUUAUGACCUCACGCAGUACGAGCACUGCCCUGACGAUGUCCUGGUGCUGGGCACCGACGGGCUCUGGGAUGUCACCAACGACGAGGAGGUGGCGGGUGUGGUGAUGGAGGUGCUGACCAGCUAUGAGCCCAACGACCCGUGCAGGGUGCUGCGUCAGGGGUCAGUGCUGAGCCGUGCUCUGCUGUGCCUCCAGGUACACCAUGGUGGCCCAGGAGCUGGUGGUGCGCUCACGGGGGGUGCUGAAGGAGCGUGGCUGGCGCCUGGCCAAUGACAAGCUGGGCUCUGGUGAUGACAUCUCUGUUUUUGUGAUCCCCCUGGGUGGCCCCGGCAACUACACGUGAUGCUGAGUGAGCCUGGGGCAGCUCACCUUGCCUGCAUGGAGACACCGUGCAGUGGGACACUGAGGCUGCCUCAGGGCCACAUCUCCUCUGAGCACUUGUUUUUGAGCCAGCUGCAAGAAGAGCAAGAAACCUGGAGCGUCAAUCUGUGCUCCUGUCGAGAGCAUCCCCCUCCCCGGCUUGCAUCCCAGUCCCAGGCGGAGACGGAGAGGCCUUGGAUAGAGUGUGAACACUGGGGUUGAGGGGUGUUUUUAUGCUGCUACUUUCUCAAUGCUGUGAAAAGCCUGAAGGCUCCUUGGCUCCUCAGCAUGUCCUUUGCCUCUUGCCAUGGCUGUGCUGGCUGCAGCCCUGUGUGAGAGCCAUGGGGCUGCUGGGGCACUCAUACCUGCUGCAGUCACCCCCUGUCUCCUGCCCUGGGAUGCUCUGGCCAGUGACACUGAAGCUGCUGCUGCAGGUGGGAGCUGGGGCUCAGGUGGGAUGUGACUGGGAGUAAAGCCCCACAGGCAGCUGGGCAGUGCUAAGCCUGGCACAAGUCCAGUUGUGGCCCCACAAUGGCCAUCCCAACCUUGUAUUCUCAAUUUUUAGCCCCUCACACCUUCACUCUGUCGUGGACUUUGCCUCAGUAUCCAGACAGGGAGACUGGAGCAGGGACCAAGCUCUGCUGUGCACCCAGAGCCCUGAGCAGGGACAAGCAAUUGCACCAGCACUGGCUGUGCCACAGGUUCUACCCCUGUCCUCUCUUGGCUUGGGUCACUGCAGUGCUUCUGGAGCCAAUUAUUUAUUAACUGCAGAGCUGAGCUGGAAAAUGUCUGAAUCCUUUCGUGGUGUGGGGAGCCUGUGAAUGCAUGUGUAUAUUUUGGAGUGGUUCUGAGUUAGCAGCCUCACACAGAGCAGCCCUAUUCAGGUGAGCUUAACAGCUUAACUGCACUGGAUCUGCUUUGCCCUGGGCUGGGAACCCACAGUAAAAGCAGCUUGGUGUGACCAGGGCAGGAAAGACAGCUCCCAUGUUUUCCUUAAUGGUCUCAGAACUGGUGCAGAGGGGAGCUGAGCAGUUGGUGUCUGCACUGGAUUUUUGCAUCACACACAUCUCUAACCUGGAGCAUCCAUUUCCCAGACCUCUGCAGAGUCCUGAACUGUGAGGGAUUGUCCCAUCCUGGCCCUGUGGGGAUGGGGAGAGCUGGGCCAUGGUCCCUUGUUUGGGAAAGGCUCUGUGGCACCAUCCUGUCACUGGGUGCAGCCAGCUCUUGUCAAGUGUCACCUCUAGUGAAUGUUGUGUGUGUCCUGUAACCAGCGAGAUGUAAAUAAACUGGGUGCACACAAUGGAAAGUGAAAGUUACACACGAGAUAUGGACCUGUUGGCACCCAUGCUGCAGGGAGUGGUGCUCGGGCCGGGAGCCUGUCCUUGUGUAGCACUGUGUGUUUAAAUAAAGAUUUUGCCACUCGCA